CUAUCGAACCGUGGCUUUUCAGCAUUCCUGCAGACGGUCACUCUACGGGAGUCGCGACCAAAUAAAAACGUAAAUAAAUGAUUGAAAUUAAGGCGAAACUGCUACGUGCGGACUCGGCCAUCUACGCCACGGGCGAGAGAGUCGAGUGCCUGAUCGAGUUCACCCACAAGGUCUUGUCCGACGAGACAGCCGCGUCGCAGGCUGGCCGCAAUGCCAACGAAGCAAGUAGCCAGGAGAACCUGGCCUGGGCCUCGGCGCAGCUGCACUGCUACCGGAAAACCAGCUACUCCACCUCCUCGGGCGACCGAGCCGCUGAGCUCACGGAGAUGAUCGGCAGGACGGCCUUGGAUGCGGUGACGCAGGCGCCGGGCGAGGUGAUUGUGGCCACCAAGCCCAAGAUCCUCUUUUGCGACCUGCGCCUCCAGCCCGGAGAGACCAAGAUGUACUUUUUCAAUGAAUUCGUUCCUCGCGAUGGCCCGCCCACGUACAGAGGCCACAACAUUCGCUACUUCUACAAGAUCACCAUUGCUACCCAACGAGUCAAGUCCAAGGUGCAAACGCUGGCCGUUCCCAUCCGUGUAUUGCCCAUUCCCAUAAUUUCGCGGCCCGACGAGCUUCCCGUAACUGUAGAGACAAACGAGGAGCUAGCGCCCACAAACCCUUUCCUGGAGAAGCGCGAGAUCAGCGAGCUGGAGAUAUCCUGGCACCACCUUAAGAACGUAACCGCUCGGCGGGCGCCCAAGUUCUAUCGGAUCUCGAACAAACGCGGCUUCGUUGGCCGCUUUUGUUUGUUCAAGCCAGCCUAUAAACUCGGCGAGGACAUUGUGGGUAGCCUGGACUUUGAUCCCGGCGUAAACCCCCGAAAGGUGCGCUGCGUCCAGUUUUCGGUAAAGCUGCAGCAGCAGGAGCUUUCCAUCCGACCGCAACCAGUGCAAAAUCACCAGCUGCAGACGCAAUCCUCGACGGGCGAUGAUGUCUCCUCCAUCAACUCCUUUGAUAUGGCCAGCAUAGCUAGCGGAGUGGUGGCAGAUAACCUCCACAAGUCGGCCACAUCGGCGAGUUCAAGGGAUAAGGAGGCGCCUGAGCCAACCGGGAAACUUUCGACCAUUUCCACCUCCCACCAAGUGUGCUACGCAACGUUGCAGACCCAGGUCGUGGUACCCAUUCCGCUGCACGUAACACCCACAUUCCGCACAGACCUCGUCGACGUGCGAUGGCGAUUGCAUUUCGAGUUUGUGACCACCACUUUGAUGGACUUUGGCAUUCCGAAUCCGGAGUCCGGCGAGCUAAAAGCACCGGCCGAAAUGCCCGUGGAGACGAUGGUGUGGAAUCUGCCCGUGACCGUCUACGCUGCGAAUCCUCUCCAGAUUUAUGCUCCAAACCAGACAUUCAACCUGCUUAUAAAGUAAUGGCACUUCUCUUCACUGUUGCGAUACAGAAUUGGUUGACCAAAUUUUAAGUAAUUGCGUAUUCGUUCUCUUAAUGGAAGUAAUUAUUAAGAAUUAUUGUAUUAAAAUAUAGGAGAACUCAUCAAAAUGUUAUCUCA
This is a messenger RNA of Drosophila simulans, 1546 nucleotides long. RefSeq names its product RAB6A-GEF complex partner protein 2. The record is from RefSeq and is a predicted model, not a curated record. Gene Ontology annotation, biological process: retrograde transport, endosome to Golgi. Lineage: Eukaryota; Metazoa; Arthropoda; Insecta; Diptera; Drosophilidae. The coding region runs from base 78 to 1409 and encodes 443 amino acids. Gene Ontology annotation, cellular component: Golgi membrane; Ric1-Rgp1 guanyl-nucleotide exchange factor complex. The transcript is spliced from 5 exons.